GAGGAAUUAAAAGGGUAUUAGAAAACAUCACCUCCACUACUUGCUGCCGCCACGCUGCUCCUCCCCGCUCCACCGAUCGGAGCUCAGGGAGCCACCGCUUCCUCCCUUGCUCGCUCCCUCCGAUUCCCCGAUAGAUUUAUCCAGUCUAUCCAUCCUUCCCGCGUCGCCAUCAGCAAAGCGAGCGCGCGGGGGAGCGGGGGGCGCCAUAGCUCGCCGCGAUGCUCUGCUGCUCGGGCCGCAUGCUGGCCUGCGGCGGCCUGGCCGCGGGGCGGCUCCGGCCGGCGCGGCCGGGGUGCCACGCUGACCGGCUGCGGUCGCCGCUGCCGGCGCGGAGGUGGCGGGCCGCGUCCUCCGCCGCCGCGUCGGGCGGAUCCCCCGACCUGCCGUCGUCGUCGUCGUCGUCGCCGCCGACUCCGCCGCCUGCUGCGUCGUUCGGCUCUGGCGAUGAACAGGCCGGCGGCUCCCCGGGGUUUUGUAUUAUUGAAGGACCUGAGACAGUCCAAGAUUUUGAAAAGUUGGACUUGCAGGAGAUUCAGGACAAUAUUAGGAGCCGCAGGAACAAGAUCUUCUUGCAUAUGGAGGAGAUUCGCAGGUUGAGAAUACAACAAAGAAUAAAGAAUGUUGAACUUGGAAUCUCAGUUGAUGUGCCUGAAGGGGAACUUCCUGAUUUUCCAUCAUUCAUUCCAUUUUUGCCUCCCCUGAGUGCAGCUAAUCUCAAAAUCUACUAUGCUACAUGUUUCACUUUGAUUGCUGGGAUAAUGGUCUUCGGUGGAUUUCUUGCACCAAUUUUGGAACUUAAACUCGGGGUAGGAGGAACAUCUUACGCUGACUUCAUCCGCAGCGUCCAUUUGCCUAUGCAACUGAGUGAGGUAGAUCCUAUUGUGGCAUCAUUCUCAGGCGGAGCAGUUGGAGUUAUCUCCGCCCUAAUGGUUGUUGAGAUAAACAAUGUCAAACAGCAGGAGCACAAGCGGUGCAAAUAUUGUUUAGGAACUGGAUACCUCGCCUGUGCUCGCUGUUCAAGUACUGGAACUCUGGUGCUCACUGAACCUGUUUCAACGUUUAGUGACGGUGAUCAGCCUUUAUCUACGCCAAGAACAGAGAGGUGCCCAAAUUGUUCAGGGGCGGGAAAGGUGAUGUGUCCAACAUGCCUCUGCACCGGAAUGGCAAUGGCAAGUGAGCAUGACCCUCGAAUUGAUCCUUUUGAUUAAGGGGCAAUUCAUAGUU
Messenger RNA from Oryza brachyantha (malo sina), 1224 nucleotides. Its product is annotated as protein ORANGE, chloroplastic. The transcript is spliced from 8 exons. The record is from RefSeq and is a predicted model, not a curated record. Bases 219 to 1208 code for a protein of 329 amino acids. Lineage: Eukaryota; Viridiplantae; Streptophyta; Magnoliopsida; Poales; Poaceae.